Molecule: messenger RNA, 2827 nt
Organism: Helianthus annuus (common sunflower)
Lineage: Eukaryota; Viridiplantae; Streptophyta; Magnoliopsida; Asterales; Asteraceae
Exons: 5
Coding region: 783-2474 (563 amino acids)
Source: RefSeq, a predicted model, not a curated record
GACACAAAUCUCCCUAAAAUUUCACAAAAACAAACCCUCACGCCAAAAGACAGAGCAACAUCAAUUCCAAAACCAACACCGAACAAGAAAAGAAAAAAACUUCUUCUUCACAAGCCAACCCAACCCAGCCCCUCUUUCACACACACACUGAGAUCAAAAUUCUUCUUCACACGGCGCAAUCACACCCACUUCCCUGUGUUUUUCUCAUACCCAUAUACAACAUACACACAUACUUAAUUUCACACACACCAAUUCCUCUCUUACAAUCCAAUCAGCGGAAUAAGGUAACACAAGCGGCAAAUUAGGGUUUUUUCGAAUUCAACGGUUGAGGCUUGGAGUAAAAUAUCACCAAUUACAAUACCUUUUCUCCAAUAUUUAGGGAUUUUUAUUGGAUGAAUACAAGUUAGGGUUUCAAUUUUGUGUUUUUGCCUAUUUGGGAAUUUUUUAUAUUUAGGGUUUGAUGCUUGUAUGUAAUGGGCUUGAAGGAUUCAUCUAGAAGGGAUAUAUUUUGUGUUUCUGGAUGAUAUAAGACAGUUUACUUUUGUUAUAGUGCUGAUUGAAGUUAUUUAUGAGAUGAGGGUCUGUUAAGUUGGUGAACUAUUGAUGCUUUUUGGACUCUGUUUUGAUUGGAAUUGAAUAUACAAAGGGUAGAGGGGAACAAUGACCAGUGCCUAACAACUUAGGAUAGUAUUCAAAGCUUCGGUUUUUUUUUUCUCACGCGGGCUUUUGUCGAUGCGCAUUGGUUCUAUGUUAUUCGGUUUUUAUAAUGUUCAGCAUUAAGUAUGGAGAGAAGUGAGCCAACGUUCGUACCCGAAUGGUUAAAGAGUAGUGGAAGCUUAAGCACUACGUCUCACCACUCUGAUGAACAAGGUGUGUCAAAGACCUCACGAAAUAAGUCACUUGUUAACAUAAGUGAUAACGAGUUAGGACGCCCAUCUGUUUCAGAAAGGACGACUUCUUCAUACUUCAGACGCGCAUCUAGUAGUAACGGAUCACCUUAUUUGAGGUCUUACGGUAGUUUUGAUCGGUAUUCUGAUAAAGAAAAAUCAGAAAGUAGGCAUCGUGAUUAUUCUGAUCCUUUGGGUAGUAUUUUACCGAGUAGGUUUGAGAAAGAAGGGUUAAGACGUUCACACUCAAGCGUAUCUGCAAAGCGUGGCGACUCGUGGCCUAGGAAAGUAGUAGCUGACUCGACCGGUGUUAACAAAACCAGCCAUGGGCAUAGCAAUGGCGGUGCGUUACGGUCUGGUGGCGGCGGCAUUAGCGGUGUAAAGACUGCGUUUGAGAGGGAUUUUCCGUCUCUUGGAGCAGAAGAAAAACAAGAUUCUGAGAUCGGUAGAGUCCCGUCUCCUGGUUUGAGUAGUGCUAUUCAGAGCUUGCCGAUUGGUAGCGCGGCGGUGAUUGGCGGUGAUGGGUGGACAUCUGCACUGGCUGAGGUGCCGGUGAUAGUCGGGAGCAAUGGAAGCAACACAUCUGUUGUGCAACCUGUACAACCGACAACGGGUAGGAACAUGGCUGAAACUUUGGCACAGGGUCCACCUAGGGCUCAGACUGCUCCUCAGUUGUCUGUUGGAACUCAAAGGCUUGAAGAGCUUGCGGUUAAGCAAUCGAGGCAGUUGAUUCCCGUGACUCCUUCCAUGCCUAAAGCUUUGGCGUUAAGCUCUUCUGAUAAACCAAAGCCAAAGGCGGCUCAGGUACAGCUUCAGAGUUCUCACCUCGUCAACUCUCCCCGACCCGUCAAUACAAAGUUCGACUCUACAAAGACAUCUACAGUAGGAAAACUUCACGUACUCAAACCAUCACGUGAAAGGAACGGUGUCACUCCAGUUGCCAAGGACACCUUGAGCCCAACAGCUGGUGCCAAAUUACCAAACAGCCCUCUUGCCGUACCCUCUGUCGUGGGACCCGUUCCAUUAAGAAACAACAACUCACCCGUUUCCGUUCCAGAGCGCAAGCCUGGUGUAGUGACACUGGAAAAGAGACCUUCAUCUCAAGCUCAAAGCCGAAGUGACUUUUUUAACCUUAUGAGGAAGAAAUCUAUGACACCUAUUACCACCGAUAAUACUGGUUCAUCGAUCUCUGCUAGUGACAGGCCCGGUGAAGCUGUAACCGAGGGGGAGUCUGGUGGGGCCCAACGGACGAAUAACGAGAAUAAAGAUGAUUCAGCAUGCAAUGGUGAUGCUGAUGUGGCGAGUGAGACGUCUGGUAAUAAUGGGAGGAAGAAUUUAAACUCUGAUGCCUUUCUUUACUCUGAGGAAGAAGAAGCUAGAUUACUACGCUUAAUGGGCUGGGAAGAAACUGCUGACGAGGAUGAAGGCCUAACGGAAGAGGAGAUAAAUUCUUUCUACCGAGAUGCAAGUAAGUAUCUGAAUAUGCAGGCUGCCUCCAAGAUCUUUAAAGGAACGCAACCAAAGCUACUGAUACCGCUCCACUCGCAAAUCAGUGAAAUUUCGUCCGACUCUAAGCUGGAAUCUUAAGUUUGCUGGGAAAAAAGGGUGUUUUUUGGGUUAUCUUUUAAUAUUGUUUGAUGAAGAUGAUGAGGAUGGUAGUAGUGAGAGAGGAAGUGAUUUGGAAGUUUUGAAAUCCUUGCAGUGAGGGAGGGAGGGGGGAUAUGAGUGAAUAGGAGGAAUAAGUACAUACAUAUGGGUCUUUAAUAGCUUACUGUAAACCCGUGUUUACCCCUCUCGAUCGAUGGCUGAGAUUUUUCUGACUUUUUAAGGUUGAGAAAAAAAAAAAAAGAAAAGAAAAAAGAGGAUAGGAAAUUUGCUUGGUUUAUUAUUAAUUUUAAUUUUAAGAAAGAAAAAAAAUGAAGAAGUUUAGUUAACUUUUA